Messenger RNA from Oncorhynchus mykiss (rainbow trout), 2364 nucleotides. RefSeq names its product secreted frizzled-related protein 2. Lineage: Eukaryota; Metazoa; Chordata; Actinopteri; Salmoniformes; Salmonidae. Gene Ontology annotation, molecular function: Wnt-protein binding. The record is from RefSeq and is a predicted model, not a curated record. Gene Ontology annotation, biological process: canonical Wnt signaling pathway; non-canonical Wnt signaling pathway.
CUACAUAUACAGAACAUUGUCAGUGGUCCUCUACUCAUGUAGGCUACUGAUGCUGAAGAACACCUGGAUGAAGGAAUUGCAGCUCAACUUUUCGAUAUAUUUUUUUUUUAUCUUAGAUCAUUUGUAUUUUAUUUAGGCAACAACUAUGAAUUACUACAUUCUGUCCUUAAUAUGGGCGAUAACAUUACCUGCGUGCAUGGCCAUCCAGGGAUUAUACAAUUUCGGUCAGCCCGAGUUAUUCUUCAAAAAGAAUAACUGCAAGCCCAUCCCGGCCAAUCUUCUCUUGUGCCAUGACAUCGAAUACACCGAGAUGCGCCUCCCGAAUCUUCUCGGGCACGAGACCAUGAACGAGGUUUUGCAGCAAGCCUCUUCGUGGAUUCCACUGGUCCAGAAGCAGUGUCACCCCGACACGAGGAAGUUUCUUUGCUCUCUCUUUGCACCGGUGUGUCUGCACGAUUUGGACGAGCCUAUCCAGCCGUGCAGGUCGUUGUGCGUGAGCGUCAAACACGGUUGCGCACCGGUGAUGUCCGCGUUCGGGUUCCCGUGGCCAGAUAUGCUUGACUGCGAGCGCUUCCCCCAAGACAAUGACCUGUGUAUCCCUCCAGCGGGCAUCGAUUAUUCCAUGCCAGUCACCAGAGAAGUGCCCAGAGUGUGUGACGCCUGCAAGGAAAAGGAGGAAAAUGACAAUGAAAUAGUUGACAACCUGUGCAAAAACGACUUCGCCCUGAAGAUCAAGGUAAAGGAGAUCUCCUACAUGAACGGCGACACCAAGAUCGUGCCCGAGACCAAGAGCAAGACCAUCUACAAGCUGAGCGGUGUGACGGAACGAGACCUGCGCAAGACGGUGCUCUGGCUCAAGGAUGGCCUGCAGUGUGUGUGCGACGAGAUGAACGACAUCAACGCCUCCUACCUGGUCAUGGGCCAGAAGAUGGAUGGCCACCUGGUCAUCACCUCGCUCAAGCGCUGGCAGCGGGGCCAGCGUGAGUUCAAGAGGAUCUCACGCAGCAUCCGCAAGCUGCAGUGCUGAGCGAAGCCAGACUCAAGACCCGAUGAGUCUUAUCUAAACUCUAAGAGCCGGAUCUGGUCCGAUCCGAAUGCAACUAGUUCUCAGUCAGUAUUGUUAAACGUCCUGUCCUUAGUACCGUGUGUUUAGCGCUGCCAUAGGCUACUUUUCAACACGUUUAUUGUUUAUUAGGAUUUCAUUUGAUCCAUCAAUAGUCCUUAUAAGAUAACACAAAUCACAUACACAUUACAUUAAAAUCAAAGACAAACAGGUGAAUAUUGCAGGUCUACUACAUACUGCCUGUAAUGUUGUAUGCAUAUUUCAGUGUUUCUGAAAAUAUUAAAAAUCAUUAUUUUCAUUUUUUCAUUAUGCAAUGCAGUCUGUUAGGCUACACUUAUCCAGACUUGAUGAUGAGGCUGGAUACAUUUAGUGCAUUGGCCUAUCAUUAGGUGAGAGGGAGAGUGUGUGGUUUCUGUGUGCAUGGUGUGAUAUAGUUUCAGAUGUAUUCUUUAAGAUUAUGGUAUGUAAAGAAAUACAAUGUAAUGUGCUUUUUUACUUAUUAUUUUUCUCAAGCAAUGAGAGAUAGCUGGCUAUAUUCUCUGCCUUUUAGAUAGUACUUCCAAUAAUGUACCCCUGGCAUUGCAAGUUCAGCAGCCCAAAGCAAGGCCCAUAUCAUUGCAGUGACGACAAUCAAUUAUUUGACCCUCUGCAGUCAAUGGACUAUGUCACCUUUUUGUACAUGAGCCUCAAUACUGCACUGUUUAUUUUUCUACCACAAUUAUUGAUUAUGAAAUCUUUUUCAGUUUCAAGCUUUUUCAAGUAAAUUCCUUUGACAUUGGUGAUCAAAUUGUGGAGUGCCCGUCUACCAUGUCAUUUCUGUUUCUCUCAACUUUUUUUAAUGACAUUUCUUCUCACUAUGGCAGCGUGUCUUAGGUAUGUUAACUAAGUAUAUCAGGAUUGUAUAUUAAUGGUCGAUUGUGUUUUCAUUUUUAGGGGUGAAUGCAAACGUGUGUGUGUGUGUGUGUGUGUGUGUGUGUGUGUGUGUGUGUGUGUGUGUGUGUGUGUGUGUGUGUGUGUGUGUGUGUGUGUGUGUGUGUGUGUGUGUGUGUGUGUGUGUGUGUGUGUAAGUAAAAUAUUGAUUUAUAUAGUACUCUGUAAAUAUCAGAAACCUUGUAUUCUUGUACAUAGUUUCGGGAGACCGCAGGAGUUGACACGUGUGUUUUCAGAUGGUGAUAUAUAUUUUUUUUGUAAAUUACAACACUAAACAUAUGUUUGUAUAAUGUUAAUCUGAGAAGUGUAAUUCUUAUAAAUGAUAUGCAUCUUUUGGUCCCUCUUAAUUAAAGGAAACAAUUCAAGGAACC